AUGGCCCCAGAAAAACAGAAGCCUGUUAGAAAGCGCCAGAAAUACUCAAGAAAUGGAUGUCUGGCCUGCAAGAAGCGCAAGGUAAAGUGCGAUGAAACCUUCCCCACCUGCGGACGAUGUGCCAAAAUCGGCGCAGAGUGCAUUUAUUAUAGAGUCUUCAAAUUUCAAGGAGUAAGGUCUACGAACCCGGAGCCCGAAACCCCGCACGUGCCUCAUUCGAAGCCAGAUUCUGAGCCGGAGUCGAAUGAUGACACGAGAAAGUCUGUCACUGAAGGGCUUUCGAAUCUGUUGGCGAACCAGGAGAUGCUUUUUGGGGGAAUAGCUGGCCUCUCGGAAUAUUUCGAGAAUGAUAACAACGCCACGGAUCUUCAGUCCCUGUUACCAGACUACGACUUUUCCAGUCUCCAGUUCAACAAUAGAGCACGACAGGCUCCAGACGGUAACUUGUCGACUUCUGAUUCGGUGCUUCGCUAUGACUACCUAUACAAUCUUAGGCAAAGCUUCGAUGAGAGAGACCUGAAUAAGAUCGCUAACUCGCUGCAUAUCAAUGCUUCCGAAUCACUGCAUCUACAGGCCUUUGUGAAGGAUGUGCACCUGAUUCUGUUUCCUUUGGCGACUUCCUACCUGGACUCACCGUUCAUUGUCACUUUUUUAGCAGAAGCACAAAAAAGUAACUAUCUACUCAACGCAAUGUUGGCGUCUGGGGCUCGGUUUCUCACCGAAAAAGCGCGAAUUGACAAGGACAUCCAUUUGGCAAAGUUUGGUGCCCAAGCUGACAAGAGCUACAUUGCCGAGCUCGACACUCAGAUCGAUAUUAACGACAAAUACCGCGUGCACUAUCUUUCCAUCUGUUUUCAGUCGCUCAGGGAUAUAUUGGAAAACAUGAAUAAUUCGGACGAGAAGGUGGAGCCUGCGCUGCUCACGAGUUUGAUUCUUGCGGCAGAUUUGUCCUCAAACAGAGACUAUCGCUGGUCGUUGCACCUUCGCGGAGCAAAGCAAUUUCUUGGGAAAUUCAUGGGAGAAAAGAGCAUCGAUUCUGACUCGCUAAUUCUUGCACGCUACCUCUUCUGUUCCAUGGAAAUAUCCUCAGGAAUAGCCUCUGCCGGUGCAAGCAGCCUGGACUUGGACGAGCUGACUACUUGGAUUCCAAUCCCCUUGAAUCACGGACCGCUCCCUAAGCUCAGCAAAAUGGGAAUGGUUACAGACGGAUACAUUGGCGACAAGUUCUGCGAGGGCGGAUUCAAGAUGUAUCUAGGGUACAGUGAUGGCACGGCGGAGGUGGAGAAGGAGAUUGUGGCUGCGAAACGGAACGAGAAGAUCGAUCCGUUCACCAUAGCACACAUUUUUUCAGUGAUAGACAGGGCCAAGCAAUUUCGAGUCGUGACCAACAAGAUGCCGUACAUGAUUCCAAUCGAUUCGAAAUACCAUCCUUUAUACAAGGGUGCCGACAAGACGCGACUCUCAAUUUCAGGAUAUUACCAUGUGACAUCUGCAAAACUGCGCGCGUUUUUCAUGAGCUCAGAGUCCUUAGAGAGCGACUUUGAGACGUACAGCUGGUUUUCAUUCUACGAUUUCACCCAGAACAUCCGGCUGGAAACACUGUAUUUAUAUGUUUUGACGUCCGAACAAUUCCUGGGCUGCAAGGUUAGCAAUCCUGUGGUUCAGCGGCUGCUGAAGAAGGUACUGCAAUCGUGCUCUUUCUUUAUACAGCUAAAGCACAAGGACCUGGCGGACCUCGAAAGGUACUACAACUCGCCAAUCAUGCUUGAAGAAACUACUGCAAAACCUCGAUUCAACGAAAGCGCCAGCAGUUUUUUCCUCGACGACGAAGAGUUGGAGACGCUGUGUCAAAAGCACAUCUCGAGCCUGCAAGUAAUGGAUUUCGAUAAAUUCGUGAUCAUUGACAUGGAUCACCGUAUCGCAAUGUUCCAGUGGUGCUUAAUUAUGUGUGCUUAUUGCUGCAUCGAUGCUGUGGACAAAGUCUUGGUAGACUGUCUGCUGCAUACGCUGCUAGCGUUUGGACUGAAGAGUGUCAGAAUGUACAUUAGCAAGGUGAAAAAGAUUUGGACGCAGCGACAGCUUCGGUACAAAAAUACUUCCGGAAAGGUGUUCACGCUCGACGAAAGCUAUGACCAGCAAUUUUUCACAAAGACUGAGUUCUCGUUUCUCUUCACCUAG
Messenger RNA from Ogataea haglerorum, 2178 nucleotides. RefSeq lists its product as uncharacterized. Gene Ontology annotation, molecular function: transcription cis-regulatory region binding; zinc ion binding; DNA-binding transcription factor activity, RNA polymerase II-specific. The transcript has a single exon. The coding region runs from base 1 to 2178 and encodes 725 amino acids. NCBI's taxonomy places the organism in Eukaryota, Fungi, Ascomycota, Pichiomycetes, Pichiales, Pichiaceae. Gene Ontology annotation, cellular component: nucleus. Gene Ontology annotation, biological process: positive regulation of transcription by RNA polymerase II. The record is from RefSeq and is a predicted model, not a curated record.